CUCUUUUACGCUUUAGCCUACUUUUUUUUUUUCUUCUUCUUCUUUGCCUCUUUUUUACUCCCACUCACUUCCCUUCAUUUUCUUUUCGGGCGCGACUCCCAACCAGCAACCUCACCAUCACAUUUGCUUGUCCACUUUGUGACGUAUACGAUAACACAAAAAAAACAGUUACAUACGUUCACACCACACGCAGCGGCAGCACAGCAGUCCAUUUGUACUUUUGCAUUCGGAAAUUAUGGUGCAAUAUUCAGAAGCAUUUCUGACGACUCGACCCAAAGACGGGUUGGACAUUGUACAAGAGCAUAUGAAGGCUGGAAGAACUAUUGACGAAGAGUUUGCACACUAUUUUAAAGAAAGGGCGUUCAUUGAAGACCAGUAUGCAAAAAGUCUCGUCAAAGCAUCGAAAAGGCUAUUCGUCAUGGACAAAGGAAGCCUAGGCACCUUUGCUCCGGUUUGGGAUCUAUUGUUCAAUGAAUUCACAGAAAUAUCAACGGCCCAUGCCAUGCUUAGUUUCAAGAUUGCAGAAGAAAUCGAAAAGCCACUGAGAUCUCCCCCUUCGUCCGAGCAUGGCAAAGUGAAAGCGGCCGAAGCGACGUUUCAUCGCAUGUCAAAAGACUAUGAAGAGCACGCCAGAAAGUCCAAGGAUAAAGGCACUUUGUUCAAGCGAGGCAAUAAGGAUAGUUCAAAGCGCGGACUGGAAAAUGCGGCAUCGAUGUGGUACAAGGAUGGUCCUGCAUUUCUAAAGCAUCAUCAACAAUUGGAAGAAGCACGAUUACAGCGCUUGAAGUCGCUUGUCGAAAAAUUCGAGCAAAUACAGACGGACCAAAUGUUGAAACGAAUGGAGAUUGCAAAUAUUACCAUGUCAGCGGCGACGGCUUAUGAUGUGCCGAAUGAAAUCGAUGAGUUUUGCAAGACACGUGGCAGGAAUCUUCAAAAGGCCACGCCAAGCAAUGAUUUACAAAGACCGAGUCAUGGCGAUCGACAAGGCAGUGGAAGUAUUGUAACUUCAUCUACCACCACCACCACCACAAGUUCUCCAGGAGGAUCACCACGACCAGCACAAAAGACGAGUAGAGUGAAAUCAGCCUUUUCCUUACGACGAAAGACACGAAACGGCUCUGCUUUGAGACUUCCUGAUACCAAUGCCUUUGGACCCAUUGAUGAGGAGUCAAAUGCGAAUGGGGGUGCACAACAUGUACAGCGACCGCCUUCUCCUUCAAACAGUAGAGGAUCCUACCAUGUACCACGCAGCGAAAACGAAAGGAAUGUUUCGUCGCCGUCGCCACAACCACAAUCACAGUCGGUCGCAAGCACACACUCUGUUGAGCAAUCAUCUUUUCAAGCUCAAACAAAUCAGUCACCGUCAGUAGAUGCUGAAGGAUACUCGGUUCCACCACCCGACCGAUCUGAAUAUUCAGCAGCUUUGAAUGACAACAACAGCGGAUUUGAUGGAGAAUCUACCAGCGACUCGCAACGAUUCAAGAUAGAUAUUCACAAUGAUGCGAUUGAUACUGGUAACAAACAAGAAGCAGAUGCGACAUUGACACGGGUGGCAUCACUUCUUCGAGAUAAAACACCAUCGGUAUCUCGACGACCGCGUGGAAGACGAGAAAACAUCCGAAGCAUGCAGAUUGAAUCUGGACUGUACAGCAAUCAAGGGUCGCAAGUGUUCAAGAACGACGAGCCCAUGGGGUCGUCGACAGUAUCAUCGACAGCCACAACACCGACACAUCCUUUCCAUCAAAACUCAUUUGAAGUUUCGACACCCACAAGUGCAUCCUCUGUGUCACACAGUCCUGCCAUGUCGCAUGAAAGUCCCAGCCAACUCCGAUCUCUUUCUGAAACAGGAGGACAACAACCACAGAUCCAUGCAUCGAUCGUCGAACUAACCGAACGAGACCCGCAGGCGGGCAAUGACGGUCCGAUCCAGAUCCACGGACAAAUCAAACUCGUCUACAAUGGCCCACCCUCCCCACCCACCGCACCGCUUCUUGUACGACUCGGCCAUCUAGGCCAAGAGGCAACAUUUUCUGCCAAUCCGCAAUAUGUCGAACCGUACAACAACGAACCCGACAUGUAUGCGCUCAAGGUGGAAGCUUUUGAAGGACGACGUCGACAACCUGUACCUUGCUUCCAGUACCAGCUCCAGACGUCUGUGGUAGACUUGCCGAUCCAACUCAAGCCUGCUUGGAAAUGCACAGACGACACGACGUAUCUGAUCGUCAACUAUACAACCAACCCGGCUCAAUGUGUGCCGCCAAAGAGCCAGUUUGCUGUCUGUGUCAAAUUCGAUAAAGUGCCUGUCACUCAUGUUCAGAGUACGCCGCAAGGAGCGUGGGAUACUGGCAAAAGACAGUUAACGUGGAUGACAGAUGCCAUUGUCACUCAGGAGGGCAGUCAGAAACAGCCACGGCUGUUGGCCAAGUUCAAUACAGCUGAAAAGGGAUCGCCUGUGCCGACAAUACUGAAGUACUAUCUCAAGGAUACGCUAAUGACCAACAUGUCAAUUGAGGCUGUGCCGGCGUCUGGAUCUACGCUGCAAGUCAAACAGGUGCAAACGGUGGUUCGUUCUGAUAGGAUUGCGUUUGCAUAAAAAAAUGACUAAUAGCACAGCACCCCGCCAUUUCCCUAUUUCGUUACUAUUACUAUCGGUAUUAUUUAUUGCUUAUUAUCUUUUGGUCCACCCCUUCCCUUUUACUUGAGCUAUCUAUCCAUCCACAUCCCAACCCUACACCGCCUAAUGCCAGCAACCAUUACAAAGUAAUGUUGCGCUUUCUCCCCACCGUCAACCCUUUCAUUGCAACAUUUUUUUCUUCAUAUAUGUACGAGUAUCACUUAAUAAAUGCACUUUUCGAG
This is a messenger RNA of Zychaea mexicana, 2856 nucleotides long. RefSeq lists its product as uncharacterized. Bases 236 to 2593 code for a protein of 785 amino acids. The transcript is spliced from 13 exons. The record is from RefSeq and is a predicted model, not a curated record. Gene Ontology annotation, cellular component: endocytic vesicle; plasma membrane; cytoplasm. Gene Ontology annotation, biological process: septin cytoskeleton organization. Lineage: Eukaryota; Fungi; Mucoromycota; Mucoromycetes; Mucorales; Lichtheimiaceae.